This is a messenger RNA of Effrenium voratum, 2080 nucleotides long. The record is from the annotation of a GenBank genome assembly. Lineage: Eukaryota; Dinophyceae; Suessiales; Symbiodiniaceae.
UGGAAUUCAAGUUCCUUCCAAGACGCAGAGUUUGCAUGCUGUGAGUCGCAUCCUGAUUGGGACAAGCUCCCCAGCUCGGGGAUCACCAAGGCAUGGCCAACUGGCCGGCCCUCGUUGUCGUUCUGCUGCUUCCACAGGCAACUUGUUUCUACCUGCCCGGCGUUGCUCCGACAGAGUAUUUGGAUGGCAGCAGAGUGGACCUCAAAGUCAAUAAGCUGACGUCAGUGAAGACCCAGCUUCCCUACAGGUACUACACCUUGCCUUACUGUCCGCCAAAGGAGAUCCAUGUUACUCCGGAAAAUCUCGGCGAAAUCUUGAUGGGCGAUUCCAUAGAAAACUCACUCUAUGAUGUCAGGAUGAAAGUCAACGUAUCCUGUGCUCUUUUGUGUGAUCGAGCCCUUGAGGAAGAGGAAAAAGCAGUGUUCCAGCGGAUGAUCGAUCACGAGUAUCAGGUCAAUUGGUUGGUGGAUAAUUUGCCUGCUGCUAUGAAGUAUCAGAAGACAAGCAGCGGCGCUGUGUCGUACACUAAUGGCUUCCCCGUGGGACUAAAGAUUGAUCGCAGUUACUUUGUGCACAAUCACAUCCAGAUUGGGCUCUACUACCAUACAAACGCAGAAGAGUUUGAAGGUAGUCGUGUUGUGGGCUUUGAGGUUUUCCCGUUGAGCAUUCAGCAGCAGAAGAAUUCUGAUGGAACUCUUCAAUGUGGUGAUAUGGAUGAUCCAGUGCCCCACUUCGAUCUGAUGAAAGAACAGAGCAUCACGUACAGCUAUGAUGUCGUUUGGAUUCCAAGCCCAAUUCGCUGGGCAUCUCGCUGGGACAAUUACUUGAAGAUGCAUGAAGGCCAGAUUCAUUGGUUCUCAAUAAUCAACUCACUGAUGAUUGUACUCUUCCUGUCUGGAAUGGUAGCCAUGAUCCUGCUGCGAACAUUGCAUCGGGACAUUGCAAAAUACAAUGACAUGGAUGCGGAUGAUUCCGCAGAGGAGACUGGCUGGAAACUCGUACAUGGUGAUGUCUUCAGGAAGCCUCCGCACUCAAAGGCGUUGGCCGUCUCUGUCGGCUCGGGCGUUCAACUGCUGGUUUGUUCGUGUGUGACCCUCGUGUUUUCAGCUAUUGGAUUUCUCUCUCCAGUGCACCGCGGCUCUAUUCUUCAGGGUAUGCUCUUGCUCUUCACCUUUGCGGGCAUUCUUGCAGGCUACACAUCUGCCCGCUUCUACAAAAUGUGGAAGGGUGAAGAUUGGAAGAAAACAACGCUGCUAACAGCCUUCUUGUACCCGGGAACAGUUUUCUGCAUUUUCUUCGUACUUGACCUCUUCAUUUGGGGCACACAGUCCUCUGGAGCGGUCCCUUUUACCACGAUGUUUGCGCUGCUGGUCCUUUGGUUUGGGAUUUCGGUGCCUCUUGUUUUUCUGGGCGCCUUCUUCGGCUACAAGAAGGCCCCAGUUUCGCUGCCAGUCCGCACCAACCAGAUUCCUCGGCAAGUCCCAGCCCAGCCUUGGUACAUCACUGGGACCUUCUCCUGCCUUGUGGGUGGCGUGCUGCCAUUUGCUGGAGUAUUUACUGAGUUGUUCUUCAUCAUGUCCUCCAUUUGGCAACACCAGUUCUACUACCUCUUCGGAUUUCUCAUGCUUGUUCUUCUUAUCCUGGUGGUGACCUGCGCUGAAAUUUCUAUCACACUGGCAUAUUUCCAGCUGACCAAUGAGGAUUAUAACUGGUGGUGGCGAUCCUUCUUCACCAGCGCGUCUUCCGCGCUCUAUGUGUUUGCAUAUUCUUGCUUGUACUACUUCACCCGUAUGCAGAUUGGGCAUUAUGUGGGUGCUUUGCUGUACUUUGGCUACAUGUUUGUCAUUUCCUACACUUUCGCGCUUAUCACGGGUGCCAUUGGGUUCAGUGCCACAUUCAUGUUUGUGCGCACCAUCUAUGGCUCAAUCAAGAUAGAUUAAGCAUCCAGAACUUCAAGGCUUGGAGCAUCAGCCAUCCUACCGAAGAAGGUCGUGAUGCUGAACACGCUAACGACAUACCUCAGCCACUGAGUGCUAAUUCACAGAGCAUGCGUGAGAUUGACAACAUAUUGCGGGUGGCA